AUGCGCCGCCUCCACCAUCCUCCACCACCCUCAAGCCUCUCGCCUCCUCCAUCGUCUCCACCACCCUCCUGCGCCCUCCAUCAUCCUCAGACCUCUCGCCUCCGCCGCCUCCACCAUUCUCCUGUGCGCUCCACCGCCUCCACCAUCCUCCUGUGCGCCUCCACCACCCUCAACCCUCCCGUCUCCUGCGCCGCUACCACCAUCCUCUUGCGCGCUCCACCGCCUCCACCAUCCUCCUGCGCGCCUCCACCACCCUCAACCCUCCCGUCUCCUGCGCCGCUACCACCAUCCUCCUGCGCGCUCCACCGCCUCCACCACCCUUCUGCGCGCCUCCACCACCCUCAGGCCUCUCGUCUCCUGCGCCGCCUCCACCGCCUCCACCACCCUCCUGCCUCGUGCCUCCAACACCCUCAACCGCCUCGCGUCUCCACCACCCUCCCACGCCACCUCCACUGCAAAACCCUAAGAUUUCUUUUUGUAGAGGUUCCACCGCCUCCACCCUCCACUACCUCUAUCCAAACAGAUUUCUGGUUUUGGUUGAUUUGA
Messenger RNA from Salvia miltiorrhiza (redroot sage), 546 nucleotides. Its product is annotated as formin-like protein 6. The transcript has a single exon. The record is from RefSeq and is a predicted model, not a curated record. NCBI's taxonomy places the organism in Eukaryota, Viridiplantae, Streptophyta, Magnoliopsida, Lamiales, Lamiaceae. The coding region runs from base 1 to 546 and encodes 181 amino acids.